Ochotona princeps (American pika) is the source of this 1284-nucleotide messenger RNA. RefSeq names its product biliverdin reductase A (gene BLVRA). The record is from RefSeq and is a predicted model, not a curated record. Gene Ontology annotation, cellular component: cytoplasm. The coding region runs from base 150 to 1178 and encodes 342 amino acids. Lineage: Eukaryota; Metazoa; Chordata; Mammalia; Lagomorpha; Ochotonidae. Gene Ontology annotation, biological process: heme catabolic process. Gene Ontology annotation, molecular function: biliverdin reductase [NAD(P)H] activity; nucleotide binding; zinc ion binding. The transcript has 7 exons.
AAUUGUCCAGAGCCAUGGAAGUGCCCUUAUCUCAGAAUCAUUGCUGGGGGAUGCCCCUGAGAAGUUGGUCACCAUGAGCUCCAGAGUAGAAACUAACACCCUGGGUCCCCUAACUGGAGGGCAUGAGAUGGUAAAGGCCUUUGUCAAAGAUGGGAUUGAUGGGACAGGAUGCAGUGGGGAAGGAAGUGAGAUUGAGUAGGGGGUGUUUGUACGGCCUUUCUGGCAGGUGUCACCAGAGUUCUGAACUUCUGUUUUUGUCUUCACAGCCACUGAAGAAAGAGAUCAAGAUGGAGGCAGAGCCACAGAGGAAGUUUGGCGUGGUGGUGGUUGGUGUUGGCAGAGCUGGCUCUGUGCGGAUACGGGACUUACUGAAUCCAGACCUUUCCUCUGCCUGCCUGAACUUGAUUGGCUUCGUGUCCAGACGAGAGCUCGGGCACAUCAGCGGGGUCCCGCAGAUUUCCUUGGAGGACGCUCUUUCCAGUGAGGAUGUUGAGGCUGCCUUUAUCUGCAGUGAAAGCUCCAGCCAUGAGGACUACAUCAGGAAGUUCCUGAAUGCUGGCAAGCAUGUCCUUGUGGAAUACCCCAUGGUGCUGUCUCUGGCAGCCGCUCAGGAGCUGUGGGGGCUGGCUGAGCAGAAAGGAAAAGUCUUGCAUGAGGAGCAUAUUGAACUCCUGAUGGAGGAAUUUGCAUUCCUGAAGAAAGAAGUGAUGGGGAAAGAGCUGCUGGAAGGCUCGCUUCUCUUCACAGCUGGCCCCUUGGAAGAAGAGCAGUUUGGCUUCCCCUCAUUCAGUGGCAUCUCUCGCCUCACCUGGCUGGUGUCCCUCUUUGGGGAGCUUUCCCUUGUGUCUGCCACUUUGGAAGAGCAGAAGGAAGACAAGCACAUGAAGAUGACUGUGCACCUGGAGACCAAGAGUCAGCGCCCGCUGUCCUGGAUCGAAGAGAAGGCGCCUGGUUUAAAACGAAACAGACAUAUAAGCUUCCACUUCAAAUCGGGAUCCCUGGAGAAUGUGCCACAUGUAGGAGUCAAUAAGAACAUUUUCCUGAACGAUCAAAACAUAUUUGUCCAGAAACUCCUGGGCCAGAUCUCUGAGACGGAACUGGCUGCUGAAAAGAAACGCAUCCUACAUUGCCUGGGACUGGCAGAAGAAAUCCAGAAAUCCUGCCACCAGAGGAAGUGAGAGCAGAGAGCUAUACUAGCAGGCCUCUCUGGAACCAGAACUGUACAUGUGUCCCCAGUGGACCCUCAUGUCUAUUCUGACAAUUAAACACGUUGGGUGAACUGGA